UGGUUUUCCCCGUCACCGCAUUUCAGCUUUGUUUCAUUCAUUGUUCAUGACGCCUCAAACCUCUGUAGAGAAUAACGAGAACCAAGGUCCUCAGUUGGUAAAGCCCGAUCGCGUUUUUGAAUUCCACGAAGAAUAACCCAUUGGCAAACGACCUCCCGCGCUGUGGCAACUGGUCACCUACUUACAAACGCAAAAUCCCACUGUAUUUUCUCGGGUGGAAAAUGGCCGACGAAGACGUUCUGAAGAUCGACCCAGAAGGAAAGUAUUACAGCAAGUAUGGCCAUGUUACACACAUUCUUGAAUUCGGAAUACAAGAUAUCUGGGAGAGCAACGACUAUCACAGAAUGUUUGGUACUAUCUUCAUCCCUCAAUACCAACCGACGUGGCUCGACGGCAAAGCUGCGAGUUUCAUAUAUUCCUGCGCCAACCUUCCAUGUGAAGCACGCCUCACGAGGACCCUGAUCGAUACCGUUAAAGAGGUCUUACAUGUUAGCGAGGACCCCGUUUGAAUACAAAACAGAGCGCUC
Molecule: messenger RNA, 527 nt
Organism: Marasmius oreades (fairy-ring Marasmius)
Lineage: Eukaryota; Fungi; Basidiomycota; Agaricomycetes; Agaricales; Marasmiaceae
Exons: 3
Coding region: 222-509 (95 amino acids)
Source: RefSeq, a predicted model, not a curated record